UGGGCUGAGAAAAAGCCCUUAGGAUCUUUUGCAGAGACUAAGUCCCAGCUUGUAGAGACUUGAGACUUGGAGUAGUGCAGCGGAAGUGCGGUGAUGCGUUGUUGGGAAGUGAUGACGAGGACAGCAGGUUGUGCAGGUGAACAGCAUGUGUCAUCGCGUCUGGCCACAGUGCGUUGGGCAGCCUCAUCCCCAGAAGCAGUUUUCGCAUCGUCGUCUGCAAGGCAUGUUUAGAAUAUCGCUGUAGACUUUUUCCAUCGGAGCGUAAGUGGGUGCGCUUGGAUUGUGAUGGGCUUGGAAAGGUUGAUGAGGAAGAUCUGCUUCGGGGCAUGUGAAACACCGUGCGCGUGGUCGUCGGAGUUCCUGGCCGUUCGUCGUCAGAAGGGCGUUGCGUUCUAACACCUCUGCUUGGAUUGUUUGAAGUAUCGUGCUGUUUGCAGGAUGUCCGAGACGUUGGUGCCAGAUGUCGUCGGGAGCGCGGUGGCCGGGCGAGCGGUGGUAGAUGUCGGCGUUGGAGAAGAACGCGACGACUGAGGCGGGACUUCGACAAGCUUCUCGUGUGGCGGGCAUAAGUUGGUCUGCUUCCGUUGGCGGUCCUCGUGUUGAUGGUGGUGGUACUCGGCUGGGUCCUGCUGCUGAUACUGCAGGUAUGGUGUUGGAGUGCCAGAAGCCGUCACUGUCGAAGUCGGGGUCAAGAUCCGGCGGGUGAGUCCAGGCGGCGAACGAUACGAUGCCAUCGCUGUCGGCAGUUCCGCGGUCGGGGACGAAGUCCAACACGAAGACACCGGACUUCAGGAGGGCACGACCGAUGAAGAGGCCGCCCUUCCCGUGGUAAAGCCGGAACUCGUUGGAGUAAGAGUCGCACUCCAGGUGAAUCCCCUUGGCCAUUAGUUGGCUUACGCUUAGUAGGUUGUAUCCCAGAUUGUCGACAAUGAGCACCUUGUUGAGUUGAAGUAUGACAUUCGUCUCCAUUGAUUGUAACUGAACCACGCCCUGUCUGUUUGUCUUCAGAUUUUCGUUGUUGGCGACGGUGAUGACGACGUCGCGGUUGAGUCGUUUCUCCUGUUGUACGAAGCGUCCCGAGGAGCACAUGUGUUGACCGCAGCAGCUGUCCAAGAACCAGGUGUUUCGCCCGGUGGGUUCGGCGUUGGCGACCGCAGCGUAUGUCGGGUUGACCUGAAGUCCUUGUGAGCGCGGCGGCGGGAAUUCCUCUUCGUCUGAUGUUGAAGAGCGCCUUGGGGAACUUGCUUGAGUGGAAGCAACUUGUGGGUCUGCUGCUCGGUAAACGCGAGGGCGGUUGCAGUUGACUUUGGAGUGUCCGGAAGUCUGGCAGUUGUGGCAGAACGGCGGCACGAUGAUCCAUCUCCUGUUGUUCAGCGUGAAGCUCGGCGCAGAGGUGCAUCUCCGAGAUCCUUCCGUGGGCGCGAAGAAGCGAUCGUGUGGUUCUCCAUUCUGGUCCGAGCCCGGCGAGGACAAGUGUGACGAAGCUUUCUUCAGUGAUCGUUCCUCCGCACCGAAGCAGGCGGUCGCGCAGGGUCUGGCAGCGACUCAUAUACUGCAUCGCCUUUUCCCCGGUCUUCAUCUGUAUUGUUGUCAGCUGUUGCAUGAGUCUGCUUUGUGUCACGCUGUCGUUUGCUUGGUAGAGGCAUUUGAGAUGAUGCCAUGCGAGUUCCGCGGAGUUUCCAUAACUCCGAUACGUUCUGAUGCUCUGCUGCUCUUGUGGUGACAGGUUCCGCAGGAGGACUGUAUACGCCAGUGUCCUUGUCUGCUGUUGCUGGUCGAAGUGUGACAUGAAGCUGAAGAAUCUCUCCAUGAGAUUCGGGUCCACACUUGAAGAGGGAGACGGAGUCACCAUCUCUGGUACUCUUCCUGUUGUUUCUUGAGCAGUCCCGGUCUCUGUCUGCAAUCCUGAGGUGUGCAGACCAGAGUUGCCGUGUUGAGUUUCUUGGCCGCUGGGUGAGCCCGUAGAGGCUUUCUUGCCCUUGCUGUCCAUGUCUUGUAAUCAAUGAAGUCGUUGAAUUGAGUUGAGUUGCAGUUUGUUGAUGGAGCGUAGUUGCUGGGAGUUUGAUCUCUGACCAGCUCUCAUAC
Molecule: messenger RNA, 2085 nt
Organism: Closterium sp. NIES-67
Lineage: Eukaryota; Viridiplantae; Streptophyta; Zygnematophyceae; Desmidiales; Closteriaceae
Source: the annotation of a GenBank genome assembly